AUGGCCCCUCUGGGGCAUAUUUUCAAGUACCUGGGUGUGGUCUAUGAUCAGACAGCUGCCAUGGCUGAUUUAAAGGCAUCUUUUUUCCAGACAGGCUUGCCAGCAGAGAGGCGCAAAAGGUUCCGUUGUCGUACGGAAAAGGGUGCACUGGUCGAGGCCACGCGACACCCCAUGGGGUAUAAAUGUAGUCCAGAAAUCGUGCAUACCAUCACAAGGGUUUUGGUGGGUGACCCUAAAGCCGUUAGGCCGCGUUGCGAAGCCACACCAGAGCUAGCCCUACACGUGUGGAUUGACAAUAUUCGUAUCACAGGGCCGUGUAAAAGCGUAGAUUUUCUUGGGGAACACGAUUGCGAAAAACAUGCGCGAUUGCGGUGCGACGGUGGGAGGGCACUAGGCCUUCACAGCGCGUUGUGA
Molecule: messenger RNA, 414 nt
Organism: Trypanosoma grayi
Lineage: Eukaryota; Euglenozoa; Kinetoplastea; Trypanosomatida; Trypanosomatidae
Product: TcC31.12
Exons: 1
Coding region: 1-414 (137 amino acids)
Source: RefSeq, a predicted model, not a curated record